UGGCCCUACGAACUCCAUUACCCAUGAUACAACGCGUCAUCCGGCGGCGACGUUUCCGUGCGGCGUCAUCAGCCGAGUGUGCGUGGGUUUCACUCUUCAACAAAUCCUGCUGAAGUUACAGCAUAUAGAUCAGAAUGACGGAACGCAAAGGAACAGCGAAACUUGACUUCUUGAGGAAGAUCGAGGAGGAGGUUCAGCAGAAAUGGGAGCAGGAGAAGAUUUUCGAGACUGAUGCUCCAGCCACCUCUGAGGAAAAUACAAAUGAGAACAAGUACUUUGUUACGUUUCCUUACCCAUACAUGAAUGGGAGACUUCACCUUGGACAUACGUUCUGCCUGUCGAAGUGUGAGUUUGCAGUGGGUUACCAGCGGCUGAAAGGAAAGCAGUGUCUUUUCCCAUUCGGACUUCACUGCACUGGGAUGCCCAUCAAAGCAUGUGCAGACAAGCUGAAGAGAGAAAUGGAGCUGUAUGGAAACCCGCCGCAAUUCCCUGAGGAAGAGGAAGAGGAGGAAGAGCAGAAGAAGAUCACCGACGAGGUCAUCAUCAAGGACAAGUCAAAGGGCAAGAAGAGCAAAGCUGUAGCAAAGUCUGGAAGCGCCAAGUUCCAGUGGGACAUCAUGAAGUCUCUGGGGCUGCGGGACGAAGAAAUCGUCAAGUUUGCUGAUGCUGAACAUUGGCUGGAAUAUUUCCCUCCUCUCGCUGUAGAAGACCUGAAGAAAAUGGGUUUAAAGGCUGACUGGCGUCGUUCCUUCAUCACGACCGAUGUUAACCCUUUCUACGACUCUUUUGUGAGGUGGCAGUACAUCACUCUGAAAGAGAGAAAAAAGAUCAAGUUUGGGAAAAGGUACACCAUUUACUCUCCCAAAGAUGGUCAGCCCUGCAUGGACCAUGACCGACAGACAGGAGAGGGAGUUGGGCCUCAAGAGUACACCCUGAUUAAAAUGAAGAUUGUGGAACCUUACCCAGCAAAACUGAGUGGCCUUAAAGGCAAGAAUGUUUUUCUGGUGGCUGCGACUCUGAGGCCUGAAACCAUGUUUGGUCAGACAAAUUGCUGGAUUCGUCCAGAUUUGAAGUACAUUAUAUUUGAGACGGCCAGCGGUGAGCUGUUCAUCAGCACGCAGCGGUCAGCCAGGAACAUGUCCUACCAGGGCUUCACCAAAGAGAACGGAGUGGUUCCUGUCAUCAUGAACAUCAUGGGCCAGGACAUCCUCGGCUGUGCAUUGAGUGCCCCCCUCACCUCAUACAAGACCAUUUAUGCCCUGCCAAUGCUCACCAUUAAAGAAGACAAAGGAACUGGAGUCGUCACCAGUGUUCCGUCAGAUGCUCCUGAUGACAUCGCUGCUCUGAGGGAUAUUAAAAAGAAACAGGCUUUGAGAGAGAAGUAUGGAAUUCAAGAUUAUAUGGUUCUACCGUUUGAGCCGGUACCCAUCAUUGAGAUUCCAGGUUAUGGAAACCUGUCGGCUCCUCUGGUUUGUGAUGAACUGAAGAUCCAAAGCCAGAAUGACAGAGAGAAACUGGCUGAGGCCAAAGAGAAGGUCUACCUCAAGGGCUUUUACGAGGGGAUCAUGUUAGUGGAGGGUUUCAAGGGACAGAAGGUCCAGGAUGUUAAGAAGCCCAUUCAGAAGAUGAUGGUGGAGAAGGGUGAGGCGAUGAUUUACAUGGAGCCGGAGAAGCAGGUGUUAUCUCGUUCUGCAGACGAGUGUGUUGUGGCAUUGUGUGAUCAAUGGUCAGUGCAGAAAACACUCUCAUACAGAUGCUACAUACUUUUUUUUAUCUCAAAACGCAUGAUGUUCUGUGAUGAAACCAGGAAGAACUUUGAAGCAACAUUGGCUUGGCUUCAGGAACAUGCCUGCUCCAGAUCGUAUGGGCUAGGAACCCGGUUGCCAUGGGAUGAACAAUGGCUCAUUGAGUCCCUGUCGGACUCCACCAUCUAUAUGGCUUACUACACCGUGGCACAUCUCCUCCAGGGAGGGGUCCUCAACGGACAGGGACCCUCGCCAUUGGGAAUCAGAGCCGAGCAGAUGACGAGGGAGGUGUGGGAUUACAUCUUCUUCAAAACAACACCUUUCCCAAAGACGGACAUCCCUAAGGAGAAGCUGCAGAAGCUCAGGAGGGAGUUUGAGUUCUGGUACCCUGUAGAUGUGAGAGUAUCAGGGAAAGAUCUGGUGCCAAACCACCUCUCCUAUUACCUCUACAAUCAUGUGGCCAUGUGGCCCGAUGACCGUGGCAAAUGGCCAAAAGCAGUACGUGCCAAUGGUCAUCUUUUGCUAAACUCUGAAAAGAUGUCCAAAUCCACUGGCAACUUUCUCACUUUGAGUCAAGCCAUUGCCAAGUUUUCAGCAGAUGGUAUGCGUUUGGCUCUGGCUGAUGCUGGGGAUACGGUGGAGGAUGCUAACUUCGUCGAGGCCAUGGCAGAUGCGGGAAUAUUGCGUCUCUUUACCUGGGUGGAGUGGGUGAAAGAGAUGAUCGCCAAUCAGAACAACCUGAGGACCGGACCAGCGGACACGUUUAAUGACAGAGUAUUUAUUAGUGAAAUGAAUUCCAGCAUCAUUAAAACAGAGCAGCACUUUGAGAGAAUGAUGUACAAAGAGGCAUUGAAGAGCGGUUUCUUUGAGUUCCAGGCCGCCAAGGAUAAAUACAGGGAGUUGGCCAUCGAGGGCAUGCACAGGGAUCUUGUGUUCCAGUUUAUCGAGAACCAGACACUCCUGCUGGCUCCCAUCUGCCCCCACCUGUGUGAACACACCUGGUCCCUGCUGGGGAAGAGCAGUUCUAUAAUGAAGGCUCGCUGGCCUACAGCCGGUCCAGUGGAUGAGAUCUUGAUUCGAUCCUCACAGUAUUUGAUGGACACUGCCCAUGACCUCCGUCUUCGCCUGAAAGCUUACACACAACCGGCCAAGGCCAAGAAGGGAGACAACAAACCACCAGCUAAGCCCACACACUGCACCAUCUACGUAGCAAAGACUUACCCGCCGUGGCAGCACAGCGCCCUCUCUCUGCUGGGCAAACAUUACAAGAGCAACAAUGGAGCUCUUCCUGACAAUAAGGUCAUCGCCAUGGAGCUGGGUGCCAUGCCGGAGCUGAAGAAAUACAUGAAGAGAGUGAUGCCCUUUGUAGCCAUGAUAAAGGACAACCUAGAGAAAAACGGGCCCAGGGUUCUUGAUCUAGAGCUGGAGUUUGACGAGUGUGCUGUGCUACUGGAGAACAUCGUUUAUUUGACUAAUUCACUUGAGCUGGAUCAGACAGACGUUGUGUUCGCCUCAGAAGCGGAUGACAAAGUGAAGGAGGACUGUUGCCCUGGGAAACCGUUCUGUGUCUUCAGAUGCGAGCCUGGAGUGUUAGUGUCACUGGUGAACCCUCAGCCAGCCAACGGUCUGUUCUCCACCAGGAUUGACAUCCGACAGGGAGACAGCAAAGACAGCAUCAUCCGCAGACUAUCCCGCGUCAACAGAGGCAUCAAGGAUUUAUCCAAAGUGAAGCUGAUGCGUUUCGAGGACCCACUCCUUGGACCUCGGAGAAUCCCAGUUUUGGGGAAGGAAGAGGAGGGUAAGAUGCCCAUCUCAAACAGUUCAGUCUUCCACAUCAACCUGCAAGAAAACAAAGUUCAUAUGAGUGAUAACGGCCUGAAAAUGGACAUCGGGGACACUUUACUAUACCUGGUCCAGUGAUAUCUGAGACGUACAAGUAGUUUUUUAUUUUUUUGUUACAAGUUUUGUUUUUUUGUUUUUUUGCCGCUCCCCCCAUAUAAUUAUGUUGACAUACAUCUGCAAACAGUGUUGAUGAUAUUGACUGCUUAAUUUAUCUGCCAUUUAGUCUCAGUGCAUCAAGUGAACUCCUCUCUCUGCAUUUGGUAAGCGUUCUGUUUAAGGGUCUGCAGUGUCUGUAUAACAUCCAUGAUAUAUUUCUAUCCAUUUUCUAGCUUUUUAAGUAGUAAAAGAGUACUGUAUACUCCAUUCAUACACAUACAUGGCAUUGGAAAUAUUCAUAAUUGGUGGAAAUGUGACAUUUGAGGGUCUUAUCGUACUUUCAAAAUGUUUAUAACAGUCUAUUGGUUUUCACUUGAAUUUAUUUUUAAAAUCCGUCCGUUGUUUUAAAUAGUUUGCAUACAGCUACAGUAGUCCAAUUCAGGAUGUUGUCUUUUCACUGUAAAACCUUAAAAGGAAGCUUUGUUUUCUUCCUUACUUCCCCCUGUAAAAUGAUAUGUAUUCAGUAAACACUUAAUAAAUUAAUGCAAGUGAAAUUUAUAUUCGUUUCCUUUUUUUUUUUUUUAACUACAUAAAUGCCAAUCUGGAUCAUUAUCGAGAAUUGCUGGCAUUUUCAUCCUCAUUACUUGGUGCUGAUAUAAUUAAUAAGAAAAAUGCCACAUACUGAAGUUAAUCUCAGUAUUAUUUAGAUAUAAUAAACUAUCACUUGAAUUAAAUAGCUAGCCAUUUAUUCAUCACUGUUACACUUUGUUUAUAUUUCUAAGAAUAUAGGUAAAAACAAAUGCUACCAACAACAACAGAAAAACAAAAUUAACAACUUUUUUCUUUUAAAUUGAAUUCAAAAUAAGUAUUUUUUUUCUGUUUCAUGUACUUUAUGAUAAAAUAUAGAAUGUUUCUUUGUCCCAGCACUUUCUUGUCAACCUGUUAUGCAUAUCUUAACUACUUGUAACUACUUGUUUGUGACAGUGACAUUAAGAAAGACUUACUUUCUCUGUGUUAUAACAACAAAAUUUUUACUGCAAGGUUUUUUUUUUCUUUCCCCUCUGUUAAUUUAUGAGUUGGAUCUGGUAGGUGUUUUUUAUUAUUAUUAUUAAGAAAUGAAUACUUUUAUUCUGCAUGGAUGCAUUAAUUUGAACAAAUAAUAUCAAAGUAUCUCAAUUUCAAAUAAAUGAAUGCAAAAAAAAAAAAAAUGAGCAGCAAAUUGGCAUAUUAGAAUGAUUUCUGAAGAAUCGUGUGACACUGGAAUAAUGCUACUGAAAAUUAAUCAUUGCAUCAAAGGAACAAUAUGUAUGUAUGCAUGUAUGCAAAAAAAAAUAAUAAAUAAAUGUAUGCAUUGCUAA
Cyprinus carpio (common carp) is the source of this 5041-nucleotide messenger RNA. Its product is annotated as leucine--tRNA ligase, cytoplasmic-like. The coding region runs from base 135 to 3665 and encodes 1176 amino acids. NCBI's taxonomy places the organism in Eukaryota, Metazoa, Chordata, Actinopteri, Cypriniformes, Cyprinidae. Gene Ontology annotation, molecular function: ATP binding; aminoacyl-tRNA deacylase activity; leucine-tRNA ligase activity. The record is from RefSeq and is a predicted model, not a curated record. The transcript has 31 exons. Gene Ontology annotation, biological process: leucyl-tRNA aminoacylation.